GUCAAUGACGUGGCAGUUGCUACUGUAUAUAAAGAGAUUUUCCUGACGCGUUGCAGUAGAGGUCGACAACGCACCACUUUCGGUACAUAACAGAACUUGAGUUGUUCCAGCGCUUCGUUUAUCUUAAAUCGUCAGGUUGAAACAUGCAGAUCUUUGUGAAGACUCUUACUGGCAAGACCAUCACCCUUGAGGUUGAGCCCAGUGACACCAUUGAGAAUGUCAAGGCCAAAAUCCAGGACAAAGAAGGCAUUCCCCCUGACCAGCAGAGGCUGAUCUUUGCUGGCAAGCAGCUAGAAGAUGGCCGCACCCUGUCCGACUACAACAUCCAAAAGGAGUCCACCCUCCAUCUUGUCCUACGUCUGAGGGGUGGCAUGCAAAUCUUCGUGAAGACCCUCACUGGCAAGACCAUCACCCUUGAGGUUGAGCCCAGUGACACCAUUGAGAAUGUCAAGGCCAAAAUCCAGGACAAAGAAGGCAUUCCCCCUGACCAGCAGAGGCUGAUCUUUGCUGGCAAGCAGCUAGAAGAUGGCCGCACCCUGUCCGACUACAACAUCCAAAAGGAGUCCACCCUCCAUCUUGUCCUACGUCUGAGGGGUGGCAUGCAAAUCUUCGUGAAGACCCUCACUGGCAAGACCAUCACCCUUGAGGUUGAGCCCAGUGACACCAUUGAGAAUGUCAAGGCCAAAAUCCAGGACAAAGAAGGCAUUCCCCCUGACCAGCAGAGGCUGAUCUUUGCUGGCAAACAGCUAGAAGAUGGCCGCACCCUGUCCGACUACAACAUCCAAAAGGAGUCCACCCUCCAUCUUGUCCUACGUCUGAGGGGUGGCAUGCAAAUCUUCGUGAAGACCCUCACUGGCAAGACCAUCACCCUUGAGGUUGAGCCCAGUGACACCAUUGAGAAUGUCAAGGCCAAAAUCCAGGACAAAGAAGGCAUUCCCCCUGACCAGCAGAGGCUGAUCUUUGCUGGCAAGCAGCUAGAAGAUGGCCGCACCCUGUCCGACUACAACAUCCAAAAGGAGUCCACCCUCCAUCUUGUCCUACGUCUGAGGGGUGGCAUGCAAAUCUUCGUGAAGACCCUCACUGGCAAGACCAUCACCCUUGAGGUUGAGCCCAGUGACACCAUUGAGAAUGUCAAGGCCAAAAUCCAGGACAAAGAAGGCAUUCCCCCUGACCAGCAGAGGCUGAUCUUUGCUGGCAAGCAGCUAGAAGAUGGCCGCACCCUGUCAGACUACAACAUCCAAAAGGAGUCCACCCUCCAUCUUGUCCUGCGUCUGAGGGGUGGCAUGCAAAUCUUCGUGAAGACCCUCACUGGCAAGACCAUCACCCUUGAGGUUGAGCCCAGUGACACCAUUGAGAAUGUCAAGGCCAAAAUCCAGGACAAGGAAGGCAUUCCCCCUGACCAGCAGAGGCUGAUCUUUGCUGGCAAGCAGCUAGAAGAUGGCCGCACCCUGUCAGACUACAACAUCCAAAAAGAGUCCACCCUCCAUCUUGUCCUGCGUCUUAGGGGUGGCAUGCAGAUCUUCGUUAAGACCCUCACAGGGAAGACCAUCACCCUUGAGGUUGAGCCCAGUGACACCAUUGAGAAUGUCAAGGCCAAAAUCCAGGACAAGGAAGGCAUUCCCCCUGACCAGCAGAGGCUGAUCUUUGCCGGCAAGCAGCUAGAAGAUGGCCGCACCCUCUCCGACUACAACAUCCAAAAAGAGUCCACCCUCCAUCUUGUCCUGCGUCUUAGGGGUGGCAUGCAGAUCUUCGUGAAGACCCUCACAGGGAAGACCAUCACCCUUGAGGUUGAGCCCAGUGACACCAUUGAAAAUGUCAAGGCCAAGAUCCAGGACAAGGAAGGCAUUCCCCCUGACCAGCAGAGGUUGAUCUUUGCUGGCAAGCAGCUGGAAGAUGGCCGCACCCUGUCCGACUACAACAUCCAAAAGGAAUCCACUCUCCAUCUUGUCCUGCGUCUGAGGGGUGGCCAAUAAUCCGUUACAAUUCUGUGUUCAAGU
Molecule: messenger RNA, 1997 nt
Organism: Syngnathus acus (greater pipefish)
Lineage: Eukaryota; Metazoa; Chordata; Actinopteri; Syngnathiformes; Syngnathidae
Product: polyubiquitin-C
Exons: 2
Coding region: 144-1973 (609 amino acids)
Biological process (GO): modification-dependent protein catabolic process; protein ubiquitination
Cellular component (GO): cytoplasm; nucleus
Molecular function (GO): ubiquitin protein ligase binding; protein tag activity
Source: RefSeq, a predicted model, not a curated record